This is a messenger RNA of Strigops habroptila (Kakapo), 1507 nucleotides long. RefSeq names its product DEP domain-containing mTOR-interacting protein-like. The record is from RefSeq and is a predicted model, not a curated record. The coding region runs from base 112 to 1350 and encodes 412 amino acids. Lineage: Eukaryota; Metazoa; Chordata; Aves; Psittaciformes; Psittacidae. The transcript is spliced from 9 exons. Gene Ontology annotation, molecular function: protein binding. Gene Ontology annotation, biological process: intracellular signal transduction; negative regulation of TOR signaling.
GACAGGGAAGGAGAAGCAGGGAGCUGGAGCCAGCAGCUUCAGGCUGCACCUUGCCAGCCAGGCUGGGGACCACGCUGGGGGCCAGCAUCUCCUCAGCCCGCAUCCCAUGGGAUGCGCGGGGCUCCUGGCGCAUCUCCCCACCUCCAGCCCGGCAUGGAGAGCCUCAGCAGCAGCCUGAAGAAGAAAGCCACGGAGCAGCACUACAGGGCAGAGGUGAUGAUUGCUGGAGAGCAGCUGAGGCUUCGCCUCCAUGAUGGGAAGCUCAUAAAGGACAGACGUUACCAUCUCCGAACGUACCCAAACUGCUUCGUGGCCAAGGAGCUCACGGACUGGCUCAUUGACCACAAAGAAGCACCAGACCGAGAGACGGGCAUCCGCCUCAUGCAGAAGCUGAUGGACCAUUACAUCAUCCAUCACGUCUGUGACGAGCACUCGGACUACAAGGAUGCCAAGCUGCUGUACCGCUUCCGCAAGGAUGAUGGGACUUUCCCUCUCACUAAGGAUGUGAAGGUGUUCCUGAGAGGACAAAGUCUUUAUGAGAAGCUGGUGAGUGUGGAAGAGUCAUUCCUGAAGGUGAGAGAGGAGAACUCAGUGAAGUACCAGAGGACUUUCCUGGGCUGCGAGAUGAUCGACUGGCUGGUCCAGGAGGGAGAAGCAGAGAACCGAAAGGAAGCAGUGGAGCUGGGACGGGCGCUGCUGGAGCAUGGGAUCAUCCAGCAUGUCUCCAACAGGCAUCACUUCUUUGACAGUGACCUCCUCUACCAGUUCUGGAUCAACUUUCGGCGGAGGCGCCGUCUCACAGAGUUACUCAAUGAGAACUCUUCUCGUGCCCUCUCCGAGAGCCCGGACAGUCCCUUCUGUCUUCGCAAGCUCAACCCGGAGCCAGGCAACACCAGCUUUCUCUCUGUUCAGACCAACAAGGAGAUCAAGAUUGUCUCAGCAGUUCGAAGGAGCAGCAUCACUUCCCUUGCUGGAAACUCCAACCCCUACUUCAGCACUACUCCAACGCUGGUAUUCCCUCCCGUGGCUGAGUGCAACCCCAAAUCAGUGUUAAAGAGACCCGUCACUAACGAAGAGCUUCUGUCCCCCGGGGCCCCCUACAUCAAGAAAACACUGACUAUUGUGGGGGAUGCGGUGGGCUGGGGUUUUGUGGUCCGAGGAGGAAGACCUUGCCACAUCCAAGCAGUGGACCCAGGAGGACCCGCUGCUGCUGCGGGGAUGAAGGUGUGCCAGUUUGUGUUCUCAGUGAAUGGGAUGUACGUGCUGCAUCUGGACUAUCAGACCAUCAGCAGCCUCAUCAUGACAGGACCACGAACUCUCGUGAUGGAAGUCAUGGAAGCUGUUGAAUGAGCAAAGGAGUCUUCAUCCCACCACUGGAAGGGCAAGAUACUCCAUUGAGCAAGGAGGGACUGUGGGGAGGGACCACGCUUGACCAUGCACUGUGAAAUGUUAGCCAGGCAGUUUAAUAUAUUUUCAAAUAAACACAUUCUAGUGGACAAGUCUCAAA